Neoarthrinium moseri is the source of this 2706-nucleotide messenger RNA. RefSeq lists its product as uncharacterized. The transcript is spliced from 2 exons. The coding region runs from base 1 to 2706 and encodes 901 amino acids. NCBI's taxonomy places the organism in Eukaryota, Fungi, Ascomycota, Sordariomycetes, Amphisphaeriales, Apiosporaceae. Gene Ontology annotation, molecular function: carboxypeptidase activity. The record is from RefSeq and is a predicted model, not a curated record.
AUGCCUUCCGAGAAGUCCGGGUACAACCCUCCGCCACCCAUACCCUCGUACGACGAGGCCGUACACGGCUCGUCCUCGCAAGCCAACUGGCCUCCGCCCCGAUCGCCCAUCGACGACAGGCCCGACGCCGAGACAGAGGCCCAGUCGCUGUUGACCUCGACACAGCCCAGGGGGAGAAUACCCCCCGGUUAUCGGCCGCCCCAUGUCGAGACGGACGAUGAGGGCUCGGAAUGGAGUCUGGAAAGUGAGGAUGAAGACAAUGCCGAACCGUCGAGGGUGCGGCGGGACAUGGAGGAGUUGGAGGUAGAAGACCCCCUGAACGGCUCGGCCAGUUCCCGCUCCAGCUCCCUAUGGCGCAAACGAAUCGCCUCUCUAUCCCUCCCGCAGUGGCGAUGGCGAUGGCGCCUCCCACGCCUGACUGUCCGCCUCCCUCGUGCCAGCGACGGCGCAAAUGCCUCGACGACACAGCCCGAAUCCGAAUCCGCGACCACGACUACGAGAAGAUGGCAUUGGCCCAAGCUCAGCAUGGAAAGCUCUGCGGUAUUACUGCUCGUCGGCAGGUUGUUUGCCAUAUUCCUGGUCAUGGGCUUUCUGUAUCUGGUGUUCGUGAGCGACAUGUUCACCAACAUGUCUCGGAGGAUUGGGGGCCAGAUGUUCGACCCCGAGAGCGUGCGGCACCACGUCAUCAACACUGUAGAUUCCCGUCGAAUACGCGAGACCCUGAAACACUUCACGAGCUACGCGCACAUCGCAGGCACCGAAGGAGACUACGCGCUUGCCGAGGAUGUGAGGAACGCCUUCCUGAAAAGCGGCCUCGAGGAUGUCACAGUCGAUGAAUACUACGUUUACCUCAACUAUCCAAAGGCCGGAGGACGCGCUGUUGAGAUUAUGAACGAGGACGGAUCCCAGCCGGUCUGGAGCGCACAGAUCGAGGAGGAGGGCUUUGAGAACGAUGCGCUUGGGAAACAGACCAUGGUUUUCCACGGACAUUCCAAGUCUGGCGAUGUACGGGGCCCUCUAAUAUACGCCAACUACGGCAGCAGGGAGGACUUCAAAAGGAUAUCUGAUGGUGGAAUCGACACAAAGGGAGCCAUCGCGCUUGUCAGAUACUACGGCAGCCAGGGGGAUCGCGCACUCAAAGUCAAGGCUGCCGAGUUGGCCGGCUUUGCUGGGUGUAUAAUUUACAGCGAUCCUGCCGACGAUGGAUUUCUCCUGGGAACUCCCGCACCCAAGGGAAGGUUUAUGCCUACCGACGGCGUGCAACGAGGUGCUGUUAGUCUGAUGAGCUGGGUUGUCGGCGAUGUGCUGACACCGGGCUGGGCCAGCAAAAAGGGCCAGCCUCGUGAGAAGACGACCCAGACAAAGGGGUUAGUGCAGAUUCCCAGUAUCCCCUUGUCCUGGCGCGACGCGCAGAAAUUGCUCCAGCAUCUUGAGGGAUUUGGCGAGCGAGUACCACAGGAUUGGCAGGGUGGGGUACCUGAUGUCGAGUGGUGGACUGGAAACUCGUCCUCGCCUAUUGUCAGGCUCAAAAACGAGCAGGAUGAGGCAGAGCAGCAGCCCAUCUGGAACAUCUACGGCAAGAUCAACGGCAUCGAGCAGACCGAGAAGUCCAUCAUCAUUGGUGCCCACCGCGACGCCUGGAACUGGGGCGCUGCCGACCCUGGUUCCGGCCAAGCUGUCAUGUUGGAAGUUGCCCGCGUGUUCGGUGACCUUCUUGCCAGGGGCUGGCGUCCGCUUCGAACGAUCGAGUUCAUGAGCUGGGACGCCGAGGAAUACAACCUGAUUGGAAGCACCGAGUAUGUGGAGAACAAUCUGGAUUCCCUACGCGCCAAUGCGUUCGCUUAUAUCAACCUCGACACGGCUGUUGUCGGCAACGAGUUCCAUGCUGCGGCUUCCCCGGUAUUCAACAAGAUUCUCUAUAACGUCAUGGAGCGUGUCCACGACCCUCUGCGGAAUGCAACGCUGCGCGCUUUGUGGGUUGAUAGAAAGGGCGAGCUGGAAGGCCUUGGUGCUGGCAGCGAUUAUGUCGCCUUCCAGGACAUUGCUGGCACUAGCUCCAUCGACCUCCGCUUCGAUGGCGACAAGUUUCCGUACCAUUCGAACUACGAGACCUUUGACUGGAUGGCCAAUGUUGGAGAUCCUGAUUUCAUCUACCAUACUCUUUUGGCACAAGUUCUGGCCCUGUUGGUUCUCGAACUUUCCGAUCGACCUGUUCUUCCAUUCGAUCUGGACCAAUACGCUCUAAGCCUUGGUCGAUACUUUGGAGACCUGUGGAAGUGGAGCGAGGAGAAUGGGGCGAAUAAGGAUGAAAACACGAGGCUCAAUCUCAACCCAAUCAGAGAUGCGAUCAAGGAGGUGGAGUCAGCGGUGGCCAGGUUUGGGUCAUGGGAGCUCGAGUGGAAGCAGGCCGUGGCGAGCUCCAACGGCUGGGAACCUGCCAAACUCGGACAGACAAGAACCGAGUAUAACACGAGAAUGGCAGCGUUUGAGACGGGAUUAUUAGACACCGAAUUUGGUGGCGGUAUCCCCAAUCGAACACAGUUCGUCCACGUUGUCUUUGGUCCGCAACUGUGGUCCGGCUACGACGAAGCCUUUUUCCCUGCCAUCAGGGAUGCAAUUGACGCUCGUGAUUUCACGCUAGCUCAAAAGCUCGCCGACAAGACGGCGAGAAUCAUCUCGGAGGCGGCGAGCGCGUUGAUAAAGUGA